CAACUUGGUACAUAAGAAGAGAUAGUAAGGAUGAUAAGGGUGAGGGAGUUCGAAAUGGAGAAGGACUUGAAGACGGUGGAGGAGUUGGAGCGCCGGUGUGACGUUGGUCCUAUGGUUGAUGUCGGUGGCACGAAGAAGGAAAAUGAGAAGAAAGAGAAGAAGAAGAAAAAGAGCCUCUCUAUAUUCGUAGACUUGUUGGGUGAUCCAUUGUCUCAAGUCCGUCAUUGCCCUGAUCAUGUCAUGCUUGUGGCCGAGUGGGGAGAGAAGAAAGAGAUGGUGGGGGUGAUACGAGCAUGUAUUAAGAUGGUGACAAGAGGAAAGGAUUCCAUCUAUGUCAAAGUAGCUUACAUUCUCGGCCUCCGAGUCUCCCCUCAUCAUCGGCGACUCGGGAUCGGGACGAAGCUGGUGGAGGGGGCGGAGUGGUGGAGCGCCGCCCGAGGGGCGGAGUACGCCUACAUGGCCACUGACGGCGCCAACGCCGCCUCUAUAAACCUAUUCACUGGCCGCCUCGCCUACGCCCGGUUCCGCUCCCCCGCCCUCCUGGCGCACCCCGUCCACGCCCACCGCCUCCCCCUCUCCUCCUCCGACACCGUCCUACACCUCCCUCCGCGCGCCGCCGCCGCCCUCUAUGAACGAAUCUUCCCGCCUUCGGCCGUUGAGUUCCUCCCUGCCGACUUUCCCGCCCUCCUCUCCCACCCCCUCACCAUCGGCACUUUCCUCGCCGUCCCCUCUUCAUCCGCAGCCGGUGCCGGUGUCGCUGCCGGCGAGGUACCUGCGACGUCGUUCGCGGUGAUGAGCCUGUGGGACUCGACGCGGGUGCUCCGCCUUCGGGUGGCGGGGGCGCCAGCUGCAGCGCGUGCGGCUCUGGCGGUGCUGCGGGCAGUGGACGGCGGCGCGCCGUGGCUGAGGGUGCCGUCCGUACGCGACUUCUUUCGCCCGUUCGGGGUCUACUUGAUGUACGGCCUUCACAUGUCCGGCAGGGAGGGGCCGCGGCUGAUGCGGCGGCUGUGCCGCGUGGCGCACAACGCGGCCGUCAGCGACGGCAACUGCGCCGCCGUGGUGGCGGAGGUGGGACCCGGCGACCCGGUGCGGGCUGCCGUGCCUUACUGGAAGCGCUUCUCCUACGAUGAGGACGUCUGGUGCAUGAAGAGGCUACUCGGCCACAGCGACGGCGUCGGCGUCGGCGAUGACUGGCUGGCGGCGCAGCCGGCCACGGAGGUCAUUUUCGUGGACCCGCGCGAGUUUUGAAUAUAUAUAUAUAUAUAUAAUUAAUAUAAAAUUAAGUUAAUAAUGCUUUUAAUUAUCUUAAUUAUGCAUGUCUUCUCUCCAUUUUGGUGUAAAUAUCUUGAAGGAGACUGCCAAGUGUAUUCUUAAUGUUUCACUACAUAAUUAAUUAAUCUAUUAAGUUGUUUCGU
This is a messenger RNA of Zingiber officinale, 1415 nucleotides long. RefSeq names its product probable N-acetyltransferase HLS1-like. NCBI's taxonomy places the organism in Eukaryota, Viridiplantae, Streptophyta, Magnoliopsida, Zingiberales, Zingiberaceae. Bases 31 to 1248 code for a protein of 405 amino acids. The transcript is spliced from 3 exons. The record is from RefSeq and is a predicted model, not a curated record. Gene Ontology annotation, molecular function: acyltransferase activity, transferring groups other than amino-acyl groups.